GGCACCUUCAAAAAGCUCACGACCCCUGCCGCUUUAGACAAAUCUGUGAUUGCUUUUCUCCCAUGAACCUUUGUCCUCUCACUGGUCUGUCUCUAUCCCUGAGCUCACCCCCUGCGGAUGAUGUCACAGCACAACAGCUCUGCUGUCCCCAUGGCAACAGCCUCCCAUAGUUAACCAGCCAGGGCAGAUACUAGGCUGCUGACAGAGGUGGGGAGAGGUGAUUCCAGCUAACCUGGGCCAGCGACCCCUAAGACCCCACGUGGACCACCUUAGGACAAAAUUUGAUGGGUGUCUCACUGCCUACCCAAUGAUUUCAAGACAGUCCUUUGGAAGGUGUUUCCUUUUGCCCGACCAACCCUUGCCUCCCUGUAAUGUGUCCUCGGUGGUCUGGCUUGGUCAUCUGGAGACACAGACGGGCCUUGCACACUUUUCUCCAGCUGUCCAGAGCGUCCUGUGCCCUCCUGGCCUUGUAGACUUGCUGUGACUCUCUCGUCGUUUCUGCGGGUGCCCAGGACCCCGCAGCCUCUCCUCCUUGGCUACAGCCACCUUUGCCUGCAAGUAUGUCUGCAAAAUUCACAGAAAUGGAGAGAGACGUGGAGCAAGCCGCCGAGCUGAACCCCUCUUCUGAUGAGGAAGCCUUAGUUCUGAGGCAGAAGCCUGAAUUGAUGCAAGUCCGAGACAAGGGUGACGUCACUCUGCAGCAGUGGAAAACGCGGCAGCUGCAGCGCCUGGCUGAGGAGUUGAAGGCAGAGUGGCAGGAGGCCCGGCUGCAGCAGGUUAGAGACAUGGAACGCCUCUAUUUAGCCCGUCUGUUGGAUGAAGCAACAGGGCGGGCCUCGGGAAACAACUUCAGCUUGGACGAGCACAGCCAAAGAGGAGCAGCAAAACACAUGAGGGCUAAGGAGAGAAACAGAGCAGCCUUCCGAGAGGAGAGGGGCCACCGGGAAGAGCACCCCAGGCAACACCCUAGGUCCCGGAAAAAAGCAGCAUGCUCAGAGAGACGGGGUUCUACCAAAGCCCGGGUCCCAAACCCCUGUGAGAAGGGUAAAGGGAAACGGGUGUCUUCGAGUAAGAGCAGUGGUGGCUACCAGCCCUUGGGCCCUCGGGUGAGCAGAAGGGCAGACCUGGCAAAGCUCAACCCACUUUUGAGUGGGCCUGGGGAAACUGAGUGCGUGGAGGAAGUACCCCAGGAGGGGAGGCGGCCGAUGAAAAGGGGGUCUUCACGCUUUACUCAGAACGUGAAUCACAACUCUACAGAUGAGAGUCUGCAGGACAAAACAGCUAACUUAGAAAAACCCUUGCCCCUCAGCUCCACCUUCAGACAGGAGGCCACAACCCAGGGGGCGAGCAGGUACAGCGAUAAGAAUCAGUGGCACAAAGAGCUUGAGUCUGCCUUCGAGGAAUUGUUUAACACCAAUCGGAAGCUGAAGAGACAUCUGAAUUUGCACCUGGGACAGAGGCUCAAUAUAGACCAGGAUCCAGAUGAGCAGCAGAGCUGCUCAGAAAUUCAGGGUGAGAGCAGCGACAUCCAGAGAGGGGAGAGUGCAGAGGAGGCAGAAACGACUGCUGAGGGGUGUGGAAGCCCAUCAGACAUGGAGGCCCCUGAAAUGUGGUCCAAGACCAAUUUGAAACAGUUGCUAAGUGAGGCCGAGUACCCCAGGUACCAGCCCAUGGCAAAGCACGUAUUAAAGCCUGAAAGCCUGACACCUGUUCCCGAGGCAGGAACAUCUAGCGAACAAGAUGACUCAUUCUCAGAGAGCCCAGAGUCAGGAUGGCUCAAGUCAGCCACAGCAGAGGAAGAAAGCCUUAAGCCUUACCUGCAGAAACAGGACAGCUCUAUAGCAAGCUGGUUGGCUAUGAGGCAAAAGCAGAAGGCAGAGUUGGAGCACAGAAGGCAAAAGACAUUGUUGGAGCUGACAGAACACCCCAACAUGAGCUUGGAAAUCCAUUACAAGGCUGAACUAGAGGAAGAACGCAGGGAACGCAGAAGGAUGCGUUUGGCUCUCCUCAAGUCUUAUUCCACUGGGAUCCCGGCCCCAGUCUCUGACAAAAACACUUCCCUGGACAAUGGCCUUCUCGACGAGGACAAACAGAGCCAGAUGAUCCGUGACCUCCAGCAGCAGAUUUUAGAGCAAAACAAAUUACACAAGCAGUUUUUGGAAAAAGCCAGGAAACGCUUGCAAGAGUUUCAAAAGACAUUUUAAAGGCAGACCCACCCGAGAUAAAUACAUCCCUGAUGGCCGCUUUGCCUGCACCAUG
Molecule: messenger RNA, 2259 nt
Organism: Myodes glareolus (Bank vole)
Lineage: Eukaryota; Metazoa; Chordata; Mammalia; Rodentia; Cricetidae
Gene: Cep295nl
Product: CEP295 N-terminal like
Biological process (GO): regulation of centriole replication
Cellular component (GO): cytosol; centriole; centrosome
Source: RefSeq, a predicted model, not a curated record